ACAGAGAAAAAAUGGCAGGACUGUUUGAUAAACAAGCUGACCUAUACCUAGACGCCAGACCUAAUUACCCCUCGGAAUGGUUCUCCAAGCUCGCCGGCCUCACGGAUCACCACGUUUUAGCCUGGGAUGCCGCCACCGGCAACGGCCAAGCAGCUCUCGCCGUCGCAGAUCACUACGAGAGAGUCAUAGCCACGGACAUCAGCGAACCGCAGCUGAAGCUCGCGACGCCGCAUCCCAAGAUCGACUACCGCCACACGCCGUCGACGAUGACCGACGACGAGCUGGUGGAGCUGAUCGGAGGAGAGAGCUCUGUGGAUCUGAUCACCGUCGCUCAAGCCGUGCACUGGUUCGACCUCCCGAGAUUCUACGCGGUCGCAAAGCGCGUCCUCCGUAAACCGGGAGGAAUCAUCGCCGUCUGGGGAUACAACGACGUCGUGGUGUCGCCGGAGUUCGACGAGGUACAGUACCGGUUCCACGCCCAAACGCUGCCGUAUUGGAAGUAUCCGAAUAUUCAGCACGUGUUCGAUGCGUACGGAGCGUUGCCGUUUCCUUUCGAGAGCGUGGGGAUGGGAUCGGAAGGGGAGCCGUUGAUGCUGGAGAUGCCUAAGACGACGUCGUUCGAAGGGAUCGUAAGGAUGUUUAAGUCAUGGUCGGCUAUUGUGACGGCGAGAGAGAAAGGUGUGGAGUUGUUACCGGAGAGUUUGGUGAGAGAGCUCGAGACCGCUUGGGGAGGAGCUGAUCUUAUUCGUAAUGUCGUUUACAAAGCGUUUAUGAUCGCAGGGAAAGUUAGCGUUUGAAAUCAUCAAACGUUUUAAAAUUCGUUUCUUUCAUAAAAAACGUUUAAUAAAUAUAACUCGCACAUAGGAAUGAAAUGAACUGACAAAUGUGUGUUAACAAAAUCAAACAAAAAUACACUAUUAUAACGUUCAGAUAUAUUAAAAACUCUCUUUUUUUCUGCA
Brassica oleracea var. oleracea is the source of this 959-nucleotide messenger RNA. RefSeq names its product putative methyltransferase DDB_G0268948. The coding region runs from base 12 to 797 and encodes 261 amino acids. The transcript is spliced from 2 exons. The record is from RefSeq and is a predicted model, not a curated record. NCBI's taxonomy places the organism in Eukaryota, Viridiplantae, Streptophyta, Magnoliopsida, Brassicales, Brassicaceae. Gene Ontology annotation, molecular function: S-adenosylmethionine-dependent methyltransferase activity.